GGCGGGCGCCGCCGGAUGACGUCGCGGGCGGGGGCGGGCGCGGGGGGAUGGCGUCACUGCCGCGCGCCGCGGUGCGGGCGCGAUGGCGGCGCUGGGCGGGGAGGGGCUGCGCCUGCUGUCGGUGCCGCGGCCGGCGCGGCAGCCCGAGGCGGCGGCCCUGAGCGGCGCGGGCGCCGGGCUGUGCUGCUGGGUGUCGGUGUGCUCCUGCCUCAGCCUCGCCUGCUCCUACGUGGGCAGCCUCUACGUGUGGAAGAGCGAGCUGCCCAGGGACCACCCCGCCGUCAUCAAGCGGCGCUUCACCAGCGUCCUGGUGGUGUCCAGCCUGUCGCCCCUGUGCGUGCUGCUCUGGAGGGAGCUCACGGGCAUCCAGGCACACCCCUGCUCACCCUGAUGGGCUUCAGGCUGGAGGGCAUCUUCCCGGCGGCGCUGCUGCCGCUGCUGCUGACCAUGAUCCUCUUCCUGGGCCCCCUGAUGCAGCUCUCCAUGGACUGCCCCUGCGACCUGGCGGAUGGCCUGAAGGUCGUCCUGGCCCCGCGCUCCUGGGCGCGCUGCCUGAGCGACAUGCGGUGGCUGCGGAACCAGGUGAUCGCGCCCCUGACGGAGGAGCUGGUGUUCCGGGCGUGUAUGCUGCCCAUGCUGGCGCCCUGCACGGGCCUGGGCCCCGCCGUGUUCACCUGCCCGCUCUUCUUCGGAGUCGCGCACUUCCACCACAUCUUCGAGCAGCUGCGAUUCCGCCAGAGCAGCAUGGGGAGCAUCUUCUUGUCUGCGGCGUUCCAGUUCUCCUACACGGCCGUGUUUGGCGCCUACACCGCUUUCCUCUUCAUCCGCACAGGACACCUGAUCGGGCCGGUGCUCUGCCACUCCUUCUGCAAUUACAUGGGCUUCCCCGCCGUGUGCGCAGCGCUGGAGCACCCGCAGAGGCGGCCCCUGCUGGCGGGCUACGCGCUGGGCGUGGGGCUCUUCCUGCUCCUGCUCCAGCCCCUGACGGACCCCAAGCUCUACGGCAGCCUCCCCCUCUGCGCGCUUUUGGAGCCGGCGGGGGACUCAGCGGCUCCCCUCUGCUCCUGACCCGGGCUCCUAGGCACACACCUACGGACUCAUGGCUCCCCAGCCCACCCUGCCCGGGGUAGCGCAGGGGUGGAGCUGGCCGGGGUCCCCGAGAUCUCAGGAAUUUUUGUAGGGGAUUGAAGCCAGAGCGAGUUGAAUCCCAGGGACCAAGAGAAAGGAGCGCACCCUCGGGGCUUGGGGCAGGCGGCUGGGAGUGGGGCCGGGGGCGGGUCCCAGGAGCCUCGCACUCCCCUCUGGACUGGUGCCCGCCUCUGCCCCUCAGAGUCACUGUGGGGGCACCGUGUGUGCGGGCCCUCCCCCACACCCUAGAGUUUUCUCAGCGUCUUUUUGCAUCAGGACUUUGUAUCGGGAAUUAAAGAGAUUUAACUUGGGUAA
Molecule: messenger RNA, 1443 nt
Organism: Erinaceus europaeus (western European hedgehog)
Lineage: Eukaryota; Metazoa; Chordata; Mammalia; Eulipotyphla; Erinaceidae
Gene: RCE1
Product: Ras converting CAAX endopeptidase 1
Exons: 8
Coding region: 16-1068 (350 amino acids)
Biological process (GO): CAAX-box protein processing
Cellular component (GO): endoplasmic reticulum membrane
Molecular function (GO): metalloendopeptidase activity
Source: RefSeq, a predicted model, not a curated record